AUGGGCUGGACUGCACUCACAAGUGGCCCAGUAUCAUUCGAUUCCGGUUCAGCUCGUUCGGUUCCACUUCCCCGUCUCGCUCCAAUCGCCAUCGCAUGGCCGCCGCCGCCCUCCUCUUCCGCCAUUGAUUUCCUCUCCUUCUGCCACCGCUUGAAGGUAGAGCAAACGUGUGUGAAAAUGGCGAUUGUUCAUGAUAUAGCUGAAGCUGAGGAGAUAGCACAGUUAUGGAAAGAGUAUGAGGAUAAUUCUUCCCCUGAAGCCAAGAUGGUGAAGGACUUUGACAAGGUGGAGAUGAUACUUCAGGUUUUAGAAUACGAAAAUGAGCAAGGAAAGGAUUUGGAGGAAUUCUUCCAGUCAACUGCUGGCAAGUUUCAGACAGAUGUAGGAAAAGCCUGGGCCUUGGAGAUAGCAUCCAGAAGAAAAGGUAAGUAGCUGAAAAGGGAAUACAGUUGAAAUUUGCAUAACUUUUGCUGACCUUGUGGACCAAAAGAACAGACCCUGAGCUCACCAUUCACUAGUUUUCUUCCAUCUCUUGUAUGCCUGAAAUUCUUCAAUUAGAAACAAUGUUACUGUCUUGUUCGUCCUACGUGUACUUUACCGGAGUUUUUUAAUGGGUGCACACACUGUGUUGGGUUUGGGUUUAGAGAAACUCGACCUAUUGUCAUCCCUAAUCAUCAAUCGUCCAGCUUAAAUUGAUUCGCUCUACAGAC
Messenger RNA from Linum tenue, 710 nucleotides. The record is from the annotation of a GenBank genome assembly. NCBI's taxonomy places the organism in Eukaryota, Viridiplantae, Streptophyta, Magnoliopsida, Malpighiales, Linaceae.